Saprolegnia diclina VS20 is the source of this 636-nucleotide messenger RNA. RefSeq lists its product as hypothetical. Bases 1 to 636 code for a protein of 211 amino acids. The record is from RefSeq and is a predicted model, not a curated record. The transcript has 2 exons. NCBI's taxonomy places the organism in Eukaryota, Oomycota, Saprolegniomycetes, Saprolegniales, Saprolegniaceae.
AUGCAGUUGGCGGCGUUGGCCACGACCUUGCGUGCCGAGUACCAAAUUCACAUCGCCGCUGUGACGACGACGCUGCAGCAAGAACACCAGAAAGCCUUGGCUGCCUCGACGGCCAAGCUGUCCCAAGAUCACUCGAUUAAAGAGACGGUUCUCAUCUCCGAGAUCACGAAGCUGGCCGCCCAGCGGGACGGCAUCCUCGAGCGUGCUCAGACCAAGUGCGACCUUGCAAAGUCCAAGACGGCCGAACACGACAACGCGGUCCGCCUCCGCGAUGCUACACGCACCAUCCAGAGCAUGGGCGAGCGCACCCAGAUGCUCCAAGCGGACCCGGACGGGCAUGCGCUACGGUCGCUUGGCGAAGCGUCGGCGAAGGAUGACGCCUCCUUGGUCUUGCAUCAUGAACGCAUCAAUGAACUACUGGGUCCGCUUGCCAUGGCUGAGUCGGCGGCUUGCAGCGCCCAGCUCCUUUACAAAGUUGCGAUCGAGACCAAGGAAGCGGCCCUCCGCCAGCUUCAAGCGCAUCUUGACAAACACGUCCAACGAGCGCAGCUGCGCGGUGGUGCAGUUCACCCGCUCCAGCGUGCUGUGAUCACCAAGGACGAGCUUCUGGCUGCACUCAAAAGUCAAAGUCCGUGA